ACGACUUUGCUUGUACACCCGACGUCGACGUUUCGACGACGGGAAGCUCUCUAGUGAAUAAGGAAUACCGUUGUAGCACUACCAACUAUAACUCGUCGGAGCUAAUACUGGUGCUUAUCGAUGCGAUAAGGGAUCUUCGUCAUUGGUGGAGAGUCUCAAUUCGAUCGCCGGCGGAAUAAAAAGUUGAAACGUACAAAUCAUAACAAAAUCGAAGCCAAGGAAAUACCUUUCUUACAGCCUCUACAUCGACAUAACAAGAACAUAAUACCAAGAUGAGCGACAAAACUACUAUUCAUCGUCAACUCAGAAUCAAGACUGGGACAGCGAAACGGCUCUUCAAGGAACACUUGUCGUAUCAGAAAGAGGAAGAGCAAUUGAAACGCAAAUUGGACAAGUUCAUCGCUGAUGGUGCGGAAGACUGGGAUAUCAAGAACACCAGGAAUAUGAUGGAGGAAUCCAAUAAGCUGGUCAAGGACACUUCAAAACGUCUUGGUGGUGCUGUCCAGGACUUGAGAGAGCUUCUCGUCGGCACGGAGAAGGACCCAGAGUUAGCUUCAGAUGAAGAGGUGCUGAAAGCAAAGGAGGUGCUAGAAGAAGUCAGCGUAUAGGCUCCAAUCCAACUGAACCCGACUGUACCUGUAUAUACCACGAUACCCGCGUCUUAUUCAUUUAACCCUCAGAC
Messenger RNA from Somion occarium, 682 nucleotides. NCBI's taxonomy places the organism in Eukaryota, Fungi, Basidiomycota, Agaricomycetes, Polyporales, Cerrenaceae. The record is from the annotation of a GenBank genome assembly.